AGGUGCAGGCCGCCGGCUGGAGACUCCGCGGGAGCGCGGCCAGGCGGCCUCGCCCGGGAGCGGGCCGGGCUCCUCCCGAGCCCGCCGGCCUCUCGGGAGGGGACAGAGCGUGGGCUUCUGCCUCCGGCCAGGGAAAGCAGAGAGUAUGAAAGCUUACCUAAAGAGUGCAGAAGGCUUUUUUGUCCUGAAUAAAAGUACUACUGUUGGAAGGCAUGAAGACUCAGACCUUGUUUUAGAGUCUGCUGACAUUGACAACCAUCAUGCACUUAUUGAAUAUAAUGAGAGCGAGGACAGCUUUGUUCUCCAGGACUUCAAUUCCCGAAACGGUACCUUCGUCAACGAGUGCCACAUUCAGAAUGUGGCCGUGAAGCUGCUACCCGGAGACAUCCUGAGAUUUGGGUCUGGAGGGCUGACCUACGAACUGGUCAUUGAAAAUCCACCCUCGGUCUCCUUCCCAUGGAUGAGUGGUUCGGUACCUUGGCCAAGACCACAGCCACCUCGAGCCACACAGCAGUCGAAACAGUCACCCUCACCACCACAGAUGCCCUUCCGCCCAGGCAUCUGGCCACCACCAGUGCAGAGGAGCUGGUCCCAGGGGUUUCCCAGACCCACCAUGGUCCCGCCUGCCUCCCACAAGCGGCCUGUGAGUGCUGGUGGGAAGAUGUUCUCCUUUGUAGUGGAUGGCACUCACAGGCCUCCCAUCAUCAAGCAAGUGUGGACCAAUGCUGUGGAGCUGUCGGAACAGUCAGUGGUCGAAGGAAUUUCCGGGGCAGGACCUUCCAGGGAUAUUUAUGUGGACCAGGACCCAGCCCAGCAGGAUAAGGAUGAAAUCAUUCUGCUGCUGGGGAAAGAAAUCAGCCGUCUCUCGGAUUUUGAACUUGAAUCCAAAUACAAAGACGCCGUGAUAGCGAAGCUGCAGGAUGAGGUGGCCAGCCUGAGUCAGAGGCUUUCGGAGUCCGCCUCGUCCAGGCAGAGUCGGUUCCAGGAUCUGGAUGAGGACAUCGAUGCCAAACGCAGAGAGAUCCAGAGCUUGAAAAACCAGAUCAGUGCCCUACAGAAAGGCUACAGCCAGGUGCUGUGCCAGAGCCUGUCUGAGAGGAACUCAGAGAUCACAUCCCUGAAGAACGAGGGCGAGAACUUGAGGAGGGACAAUGCCGUCACCUCAGGGAUGGUGUCAUCAUUGCAAAAAGAAGUGUUAACAAGGGAUGAGGAGAUUCAACAACUCAAACAGGAGGUGAACCAACUAAAAAGUGAGAACAAGGGAAAGGAUCACCAGCUUGAAGCCCUCAGCUCCAGAUGCUCCAUGCUGAAAGAAGAGUUAAAGAAGGAAGAUGCUCACAAGGAGCACCAGGAAGCCCAAGGGAAAGAGUUAAAACUCUGCAAAAUUCAAAUCCAAGACAUGGAGAAAGAAAUGAAGAAGCUCAGGGAGGACCUGAAGAAGAGUUGUACUGAACAGAACAUGAUCUCUAAAACGCUGCUAGAAAAGAGCAAGGUUGAAGAGAAGCUUCAGGAGGAUUCCAGAAGGAAAUUGCUCCAGCUACAAGAAAUGGGGAACAGAGAGAACCUCAUUAAAGUCAAUUUGGAAAGGGCAGUAGGUCAGCUGGAGCAUUUCAGAAGUCAAGUCAUCAAGGCCACCUACGGACGGGUGAAGCCGUUCCUGGACAAGCCCAUCACCGAUCAACAGCUAAUAGAGAAGAUUACCCAGGUCACUGAGGACAACAUCAACUUUCAGCAGAAAAAAUGGACGCUGCAGAAGGAGACUCAGCUCAGCAAUUCCAAACAGGAGGCAAUCACAGAGAACGUCGAGAAGCUGAAGGCAUCUUUAGACAGCUGCCAGGCUUGCAUGAAAAUGUCCUGCUGUAGCAAGGACCUGAAGAAGGAGGUGGACAUGCUUCAGACCCUUCAGGUGAGCCCACCUGUUUCAGGGCUCCAGAAGGUGGUGCUGGACAUCCUGCGCCUGUCGCUGUCCUGGCUGGAGGAAACAGAGCAUCUCCUCCAGGAAGUCGGGAUCCAGUUAUCCAGCUCGGACACAGGAUUGUCUUUGUACCUGGAAUAUCUUCUGGUAUAUUAUAAAAAAAUUACAAGCCAAACCCAGGAACUUCAGAUCAAGAUCCACAGUUCUCAGGAAACUCAGCAGUCUUUCAUGCAAGAGAAGCUGCGGGAGCAUCUGGCAGAGAAGGAGAAGCUGAAUGAGGACAGGCUGCAGCAAGAGGAGAGGCUGAAAGCCAGAAUCAAGGGGCUCAUGGAAGAGAAGGCGGCUUUGGAGGAAAGCAUUACUCAAGAGAAAAACAGAGCAAAAGAAGCAUUAGAAGAAGAACAGAAGAGAAUCCAAGAGCUGGAGAAUCGCUUCGCCCGCCAGAAGAAGGUCUGGGAGGAAAGCAUUACUCAAGAGAAAAACAGAGUGAAGGAAGCAUUAGAAGAAGAACAGACCAGAGUCCAAGAGCUGGAGAAUCGCUUAACCCACCAGAAGGAGAUUUCAGAGAGCAGCCUCGCCUACGAGAAACACAAAGCAAAAGAGGCCAUAGAGAAGGAAAAGAAGAAGGUGCAAGAUCUGGAGAACCACAUAACCAAGCAGAAAGAGGAAAUAGACCUAAAAGUGCAAAAAGAAGAUGUUUUAAAUAAUAAAUUAAAGGACGCACUGGCCAUGGUAGAAGAGACUCAGAAAACCAAGACAGCCGAGAGCCUAAGAGCAGAGAGCCUCACCAUGAAAUUAAAUGAAACGUUAGCUGAACUGGAAACCGCCAAGACAAAAAUGCUCAUCAUGGAGGAGCGGAUACAGCUGCAACAGCGGACAGUGAAGGCCCUCCAGGAAGAACAGGACUCACAGAAACACGGAUUUGAAACAGAAAUCAGGGAAUAUAAGGAGCAAAUCAAACAGCACUCCCAGACGAUCGUGAGCCUCGAAGAAAGACUCCAAAAAGUGACUGAGCAUCAUAAAAAAAUAGAAGGAGAGAUUGCAACCUUAAAGGACAACGACCCAGUCCAGGAGGAGGUGAUGCAGCGAGACCCCCCAGCAGUGCCUCCGAUGGAGAGCAGUGUCAAAGAUGAAGUAUGUGACACCCUGAUAGGGGAUCUACUGACCGCUCAGAAGGAAAUCCUGUCUCAGCAGGAGGUCAUCAUGAGGUUAAGGAAAAACCUCACGGAAGCCCACAACCGAAUGUCAGAUUUGAGAGGGGAGCUUAAUGAAAAGCAGAAGAUGGAACUGGAGCGGAACGUGGCGCUGGUCCAGCAACAAAGCAGUGAGCUGCGAGCGCUCAAGGAAAAGAUGGUGCAGCUGACCAGCCUGGUGGAAAGGAAGGACAGGGAGCUGGGGGUCCUCAAGGAGGCGCUCAGGGCCUCCCAAGAGAAACACAGAGUCCAGCUGUACAAGGAGAAGGAACGGAAGCCCAGGAACACGGCCCAGAUGUGUGACAUCUCAGUGCAGGUAGAACCAGUCCACACUGACAUUCUCUUGAGCAGUCAAGAGGAACAAUCCUUCAGUGAUCUAGGGGCCAAGUGCAAAGGGUCCCGACAUGAGGAAAUCAUUCAGCGUCAGAAAAAGGCCUUGUCUGAACUGCGUGCGCGAAUUAAGGAGCUUGAGAAGGUCUGCUCAUCAAAUCAUAAGGACCACCUGACUGAAUCCUAUCUAGACUUAAAGACGGUCAGAAUGGAAAAAAAUGUCCAGAAAUUCUUGGACGCAAAACCUGAUUUGCCAACUCUCUCAAGAAUAGAGAUCGGAGCGCCUCAGAAUGGCCUUGCCAACUCAGCCAUCCCAGCCAUGGAAAAGUCAGGGAAAAUGGAUGUAGCUGAGGCUUUAGAUCUCAGUGAAAAGCUGUACAUGGACAUGAGCAAAACGCUCGGGAGUCUGAUGAACAUCAAGGACAUGUCCGGUCACAUAUCCAUGAAAUACCUCUCUGCAAAAGAGAGAGAGAGAGUCAACCACCUCCGACAAAGGGACCUCGAUCUGGUGUUUGAUAAGAUCACCCAACUCAAGAACCGGCUGGAGAGAAAAGAGGAGCUUUUGAGAGGAUACGAAAAAGACAUAGAACAGCUCAGGCAGAGCAAAGUGUCCGUGCAGAUGUACCAGUCGCAGGUGGCAAAGCUGGAAGACAACAUCUACAAAGAGGCGGAAGAGAAGGCUCUGCUGAAGGAGGCUCUGGGGCGCACAGAGCACCAGCUGCGCCAGGAGAAGAGAAUCAACAGGGCCAUCCGGCAGCAGAAGGUUGGAUCCAGAAAAGCCGCCCCAAAGAUGGACCAAGAGAGGGAGACGCUGAAGAAAGACACAUCCAGCCAAUCCAGCCAGAGCCUUCUGUUUUCUAAGCCUGGUGACAGGAACUAGAAAUGUCAUCCCAUCGGGCCUUGCGUGAUCCUCCGUGAGUCACGUGGGUGACUCUUCUGUGUCAAAAUACUAAGACACUUUUAUAGGACUUUAAAGGUUGUUACCCUAGUAUGUUGCUGCCUAGACUGGUGUUUGCACAAUGCUGUAUUAUGGAGCAUGCAGGAAUAGACGUUCUUUUUAGAAUUACUUACAGAUGUACACAUACGGAGAAUGUAAGUUUCAAGCCCAGGCUCCUAGGCUUGGGGGAUACAAUUAUGUGGCGCCACAUCUGAGUUGUGACGUACCCACACAUCCACCUCCGUGGAACUGCAAGAAACCCACCACUGGCAAAACCGAAGAUGUAUACUGGGGCCACAGGACAGAAGGGCA
Molecule: messenger RNA, 4687 nt
Organism: Callorhinus ursinus (northern fur seal)
Lineage: Eukaryota; Metazoa; Chordata; Mammalia; Carnivora; Otariidae
Source: RefSeq, a predicted model, not a curated record